AUGAAAAUUAUCAAUUGGAAUUGCAGGGGUUUAGGGAACCCCCGUGCAGUUCGAGCCUUGAUAAGGCUCACCCAUAUUGAAAAGAGGGGUGGAGAUAAUUUCAUCUGUCUUGGGGACAUGAACAACAUUACGUCUGAUAGUGAGAAGAGGGGUGGAGCCAGUAGAUCCACAAUCCAAUUUGCUUGGGGCACCAAACUUUGA
Molecule: messenger RNA, 201 nt
Organism: Lathyrus sativus (Indian pea)
Lineage: Eukaryota; Viridiplantae; Streptophyta; Magnoliopsida; Fabales; Fabaceae
Source: the annotation of a GenBank genome assembly